Molecule: messenger RNA, 567 nt
Organism: Anthostomella pinea
Lineage: Eukaryota; Fungi; Ascomycota; Sordariomycetes; Xylariales; Xylariaceae
Source: the annotation of a GenBank genome assembly
AUGAUGCUCCUGGGAAAUCUCAUCUUUCCCGUCGGCUUCCUUGCCGCCUCGGCCGCAAGCGCCGCGAUCGACACCAACACGGCCUCCCCGAACACCGCGAGGCAAGCUGGACUCCAGCUGCCGGUCCAAGGCCACUGGGUCAUGGGUGCGAAUGAGGACCAGUGUGACGGGACAGGCGAUUACGAUCAAUUGUCCGUCAAAGCCCGCGUCGAGGACUGCCAGUGGAUCCGAGACUACCUGCUCAAGAACCACGGCUAUUACGAGGCCAGCGACUGGGCCUCGGGAGGCCAGACCGCCGUCGUCGCCUACAAGACCUGCGAGUUCUCGGCUACAGUCAUAAUUGGAGGCCAGAACGUAGCCGACCUGAUCGACUACGUGACAGAUCCCAAACACGGCAUCGCCUCGGGAGACUAUGUCGGGGCUUGGGGCGGUAUGAAGUGCUAUGCGUCGCCUGAUAACCCGGUGCCGAUCAAUUGGGCGGUUCACCAGACGAAUGGCGCGCCGUUCGACGACUUCACGGUCCAAGUCCCGGCGCUCGACCUGAGUGACACAGAAGUGAACGAGUAG